UGACUUGAUUUGGCGUUUGUAUCAUGGCGGAAGCGGUUGUAGAAACAUCAUUCAUGGAUCCUUUUAAAGAUAUUCUGGUUAAUUAUUUAAUGCCAGAAAAAUGUUACGACGAGUUUUUUUUACAGUUCAAUCUUCUGCACGUGGAUUGUCUGAAGAUUGUAAUCAGCAAAGGCCUGGGCAUUGGGAUCAUUCUUGGUUCUGUUUUAGUAAAACUACCUCAGAUUCUAAAGCUGACUGGUGCCAGAAGUGCUGAGGGACUGAGUUUUAACUCCGUGCUACUGGAGCUGUUUGCUAUCACAGGCACCAUGGCAUACAGUAUUGCCAACAGCUUUCCUUUCAGUUCCUGGGGUGAGGCACUUUUCCUCAUGUUUCAAACUGUGACCAUUGGUUUCCUCAUACAGCACUAUGGAGGAAACUCCAUCAAAGGUUUGGGGUUUCUGGCAGUCUACUUUGGUCUGUUGGCAGUCAUACUCUCUCCCAUGACACCAAUGUCCGUUGUUACUACCAUGCAAGCCUCUAAUAUGCCAGCCAUCAUCUUUGGACGGUUAAUUCAGGCUGGUACUAACUACAGAAAUGGUCACACUGGACAGCUGUCAGCUAUUUCAGUGUUUCUGCUGUUUGCAGGCUCCUUAGCACGCAUAUUCACUACAGUGCAGGAAACGGGAGAUUCCCUCAUGGCUGUCACCUACAUCAUCUCUUCUUCCUGUAAUGGUGUGAUCGCAGCUCAAGUCCUCUACUACUGGAACAGCAGCCCUGCCCUCAGAAAGAAGACUGAGUAGAUCUAAAGAACAGGCAAAUUCAGCGACCACUUAAGUCGACAAAGUGCACUGGACAGUCGAUUGGGGAAUUAGAUGUAUUCUAAUCAAAAUGACGGUUCUUGUGAAAUUAAGCUCUGUCCCUUGGUCACUUGUUAAAAGCAUUUAUUGUUAACAUAUCACUGCUUGCAGGCAGGUACAAAUACUGUAUAAUGCACACAUUGACGUAUUCCAGGUGCCCUGAAGUGGACCAAAAAGCCAGUAUGGUGAGGGGUCCUUCUAUAAUUAUAGAACUUUUUUCCCCUUUUUAUGGUAGUGGGCUUUUUCAGUGGGCCAUUUUUUUAGCUCAGGGAAGGGAGUAAUGUCCACAGUAUUCUGUAAUUCAAUCAUAUUAAAUCUUCAUGUAUUAUUAGUGACAUACUGUCGUACUGCUCACUUUACCCUGGCUCACUGAAUAUUCACUAAAACCCAUGUAGCCAUUUUGAAUUCAACAACAAAUCUGUGAAAAAGUCUGCCAAGACGUUUUGUAAAUAUUAAUUUCAGAAUUGUAAAAUUGACAAAAAUACUUUAAAAGUGCACAUAUGAAAAUAUGUGUCAUCAUAUGCUAAAGGCAGCCCUAUUAGAACAUGUUAUCCCCACAAGGGAUCAAUAGUUUUUUUUGUUCUGUGUAGACAAAUCCAACCAUAUGGACACUAUUUUACAAAGUCUUCCAGAACAUAGAAAUGCCCAUGUUCCUAGAAAAGACAUUCUGUUGUACUUGACAAAAUACUUUUUUUUUUUUCUUUUUUUUUUCUUUAGUUAAUGUAUAGAGACUAGUGAAUCAAUUACUGUUGUCUUUCUUAAAUUGCAAUGGUAAUGUUGCAGUGGUCAUGACAUAGUACAUGUAGCCAUGCUGUUGAGUGUCAUCACAACUAAUGGGAACUUGGCAAAAUAAGAGAAAUUCACGUCAAAGCACUUUUUUGUUGUUGUAGACGGUAGUGUUCACCCAUCAAAAGCAAGUUUCAAGCUGUCUGCUGGUAAAAGGAAAAUUUAAUUUGAAUGAUGGAAAUUGCAUAUUUGCACACAUUACAUUUGAGAAUUUAUUUUCCUUUUUUGCUUGUGAACAUCUGUUCAUUGUUGGAUUUAUAUUCAUGUAUGAAAUAUUACAAAUGGCUGUGAUUACGGGUUUUUCCAUAUCUAAAGUUGCAAUGUACUUUUGACCAUUGAGUAAAACUUUUCCAUCAGAUAAUUUGUAGUGUUCGUUGUGUUAAAGGCUUCAAAAAAGACAAACAGUUGUAGAAAAAACAUUUAAUAAAUAAGCUUUUAUUCUUA
Molecule: messenger RNA, 2066 nt
Organism: Onychostoma macrolepis
Lineage: Eukaryota; Metazoa; Chordata; Actinopteri; Cypriniformes; Cyprinidae
Gene: mpdu1b
Product: mannose-P-dolichol utilization defect 1b
Exons: 7
Coding region: 24-779 (251 amino acids)
Biological process (GO): oligosaccharide biosynthetic process
Source: RefSeq, a predicted model, not a curated record